Mycena indigotica is the source of this 1216-nucleotide messenger RNA. RefSeq names its product Dimer-Tnp-hAT domain-containing protein. The record is from RefSeq and is a predicted model, not a curated record. Bases 167 to 1216 code for a protein of 349 amino acids. Lineage: Eukaryota; Fungi; Basidiomycota; Agaricomycetes; Agaricales; Mycenaceae. The transcript has 10 exons.
GCCACCUCACCCUUUCCUCCCCCUGCAACAAGCGGCCUGGGCCCUCCUCUGGCUCAGGUACAACCUCCUCUCCGCAGUACCACCCCUCUGAGCAGUUCAGGAGCGGAAGCCAAGCCACGCGAAAGCCUUAAAGCCUCGCAAAUGGCUUUCAAAUGAAGAACUCCCCAUGUCGUCUUUCGGUGCCCGGGUGAGCCAGGUGGCCUCCAAGGCAGCCAGCUCUAUCUCGCGAGCCAGCAAGUCGGUUCGCAAGGCCGCUUCUCGUGUUGCUACCUCUAUCUCUGGUGGCUCCGGCAAAAGCAAGUCGUCAUCCUCGAGUGGGGAACGGGCGAAAUCGGGGGAGGGCACUGCUGACAUUGGAAACGAGAACGCUGAUGCAAAGAAGUGGACCUCUGGGGUCUACCAAUUUUUUAAACCAGACGUCAAACUACUUAUCGAAACGGAUGGCCGUCCCUACCAAGCGUUUACGUGCGGAGCGAAGAAAUGUAAAGGGAAAGGCGAUUUCAAAGGCGUGAAGCGCUACCAGACACGGUUGGACGGAAAGCCAUCUGGCGACCGGUCCUCUACCUCCGGCCUUAAGAAGCAUGCACGCGCUUGCUGGGGCAAGCUUCUGGUCGACGAGCGGCUCUCCGGCACGUCUGCCAGCGGUCCCCGAGACGGGAACAUCUUUACAUCGUUUGCCAAGGCCUCAACACGCCCUAUUCGCGCUUCACAUCGUACUCACACCGAGCCAGAGUUCCGGGCCCACAUUGUUCGCUGGCUUGCCGAGGCUGCCCGCCCGCUUCGUACGAUUGAAGAUCGCGAGCUGAAGGAACUUCUCGGCGCUGGACGACCCGAGCUUACCGUUCCCAGCCGCUUCACGGUUGCUCGCGACCUUCAGGCCGCAUAUGAGCGAUGUGCAACCCGUAUUGCCAAUCUUCUUGAAAACUACCCCGGGCGCCUCAGCUUCGCGACAGAUGCAUGGACAUCCCCGAAUCACCUUUUUCUCAUCGACAUUUACGAGGUCCCCGAGUCACAUUCAGGCGAAACGUUAGCGCGUGAAUUCAACGAAAUGCUCCAACGCUUUAAUCUCUCGAACAAGAUACUGGCCUGGACCGGAGACAAUGCUACCUCCAACGAUACACAAAAUGACGCGCUGAGCAACAACCUGAACAACGCAUUCGAGGCUGUGAACCGUCAGCGGCGCGGCCAGUCGAUCAUCCAGCAUGGCGAACCUUGA